AUGGGUUCAGCAAUGCCGACCGCGUUGGACAUUAUAGUCCGAUCCUCCAGAGUAAACAUGGUUACUCACGAAAUCAUCCUGGUGCACGGUUUCAAGUCCCAUCUAGACGACGAAAAACGUCUGUAUAAGUUCAGAAACCUGCUAGAGAACUGGGUGAAACUCACUACGGAUUCUAUUCGCGACCGCGUCAACAUUCGGACCUUCGCCUUCGACGGUGAUCACAUCCUCCACAACGGAAAACAUGGGUUAUCGGAUGCCACCAUAAAACUGUCAAGGAAGUUCGCGACAACAUGUGAAGAUCCCUCGUCUCCUCUAUUCCGACGGAGAGUAGAAGAGGGUGAUCGUGAUCGUGAACAUGACCGCGCAUCAAGAUCCGCCGUAUUCAUUGCCCAUGGAUUAGGCACGUGGGUCGUGAAAGAUUUCCUCGUGCUCUUUCGCAAAGCCAAAAAUCGUGUUGAUCCAACAGGUUUGAUAUUCCUCGACGGUCCAGAUACUCCUCCCAACAUGACCCCCAUUGACGUGCGAUCUGAAUCUGCCGUAUCCCAAUACCUAUAUGAACUCACGGAGAUCUACAAGAUCCAAGCCACUCCGUUCAAGGUCAAUGAACUCCAGGACAAGCUGCGGACAAUCGACAUGAACUUCAGAUUGUUAACUAAUUCCCGAUAUGGGGUCUGCGAGGAGGCGAGGGACAAAUAUGAAGAACGCAGCGUGUACACCAUGAAGAUGUGGUGCGAUAACCUGUGGAUGUCUUCAAAUCCCCGUCUGGCGACUGAAUCUUCGAAAAUGAAGUCAUUCAUGCGAGGAGUCAACAAUCUCAUGCGUGUAGAGAAGGUGACAAAGAUGGAAGAGCAACUAAAGAAGCUCGAACCAUUGAAGUUAACCAUGUGUCUUGAAGAAGCCACUGCUCUCCAUAAGUUCUACGAUAUCCAACCUGAUGACGGCCGUGACGAUAUCGAAGCUGUUACGAAUUCUACGGCAAGCCAAAGUAGCAGUUACCAGGCUCCUGACGCUGAGAAAGGAAAACAAAAAGCCGACUCUUCUUCUUCCAUCUCGACUUCAAGACGCGGUAUCCUCACCCCCUCAAACUCGAUGAAACCGCUCCCCAAGAUCCCCGAGGAACGCGAGGCAGAACACCACCACGAGCAAGCCUACGGCUUCCGACCGAGCACGACCAACAACAGCCGCGGCGAGAAGUUCUACGAUUUCGACGACGCCGUGGCCCAGCGAAACGAGGCAGCAGACUCAGACGACCAGGACGCCCUCGCCGCCGCCCAGUCCAGGCUACAGCUAGUAAAGCGGCACCAGGAGCAGCACCUCGGCAAGACGCAUCUGAAGGUCCUGAUCACGCAGCGCGAGAUUAUCACCACGAGCCUGGCGUCCGGCGUGUGGAACGGCAAGCGGAUGGAGACGUGGGGCAGAGACGACUUCCGCGGCAUAGAAGACGAGAUGCACCACGCGUUCCGGGGCCUAGAGGAGUCCCUCGGCCCCCUGCACCGGGAGACGCUCGAAUCGCUUAGCGUGCUGUUCAGCGUGCGGGUGUCCCUGGUGAAAGUCGAUGUGCUCCCCCGCGACGCCGUCGCCGAAAUCCUGGACACGGCGAUGCAGCGGCUGCGCGACCGCGCCGCGGGUAUGCCGGACCUGGCGCUCGAUACGCUGAAGAUAAAGUACAAGGUGGCGGUGUCCCUGGCCCAGAUAUCAGAGCAGGGGGACGCGAUGCUGGAGGAGCUGCUUAAGGAGACCGAGGGCCUGAUUCUGACUGCGGGAAGGAGGUCUGUAGGAGAGCUGACGGCGCUGCGGUCGAAUGUCCUCGAGAGGAUUGCUGAGGUCCGGCAGAUGAGGAGGGGUGAGGAGUAA
This is a messenger RNA of Daldinia caldariorum, 1854 nucleotides long. RefSeq lists its product as uncharacterized. NCBI's taxonomy places the organism in Eukaryota, Fungi, Ascomycota, Sordariomycetes, Xylariales, Hypoxylaceae. The record is from RefSeq and is a predicted model, not a curated record. The transcript has 5 exons. The coding region runs from base 1 to 1854 and encodes 617 amino acids.